This is a messenger RNA of Rhodamnia argentea, 1476 nucleotides long. Its product is annotated as rust resistance kinase Lr10-like. The transcript has 2 exons. Lineage: Eukaryota; Viridiplantae; Streptophyta; Magnoliopsida; Myrtales; Myrtaceae. Bases 73 to 1332 code for a protein of 419 amino acids. Gene Ontology annotation, molecular function: protein kinase activity; ATP binding. Gene Ontology annotation, biological process: protein phosphorylation. The record is from RefSeq and is a predicted model, not a curated record.
UGGACACAAUUCAGCUCACACAAAGUAGCAUGCUAUUGCUACUACUCUGUUUCCUCGCAAGUUUUGUUUUCCAUGCUACUUUUCCUUCGGUUCCUUUUGACAUCAGUCGUCCCUUCCACAGGCGUCAUAGAUGAUAUUGCCAUUUGGACAACUGAAGAUUUUAUAGUUCUACUGGUGCAAUUUUGUGCAGUGAAAUUCGUAAUUGGGAUGCCGUUUGUUGCGAUAUUUCUAAUCUACAAGUGCCGAAGAAGACACUUAGCAAUGGAUAAGAAUAUUGAAGAAUUUUUGCAAGCUCAUAACAACUUUUUGCCGAUAAGGUAUUCUUACUCGAAUAUCAAGAAGAUCACCAGGAAUUUUAAGCAUAAACUGGGUGAAGGAGGGUAUGGUUCUGUGUACAAAGGAACACUCCGAAGCGGCAACGAAGUGGCCAUCAAGAUUUUGAAGCAGUCCAAGGCCGAUGGCCAAGAUUUUAUCAGUGAAGUGGCUACUAUUGGAAGAAUUCACCAUGUUAAUAUAGUACAACUUGUCGGUUUUUGCUCUGAAGGCUUGAAACAAGCUCUCGUCUACGAUCUCAUGUCAAAUGGAUCUUUGGAUAAGCACAUUUUCACCGAUGAAAGUGAUAAGUUUCUCGAUUAUAGGAAAAUAUAUGAGAUCGCUCUUGGGGUGGCCAGGGGGAUUGAAUAUCUACAUCGAGGGUGCGACAUGCAAAUACUACACUUUGAUAUAAAGCCUCACAACAUUCUUUUAGACCAGCAUUUCACUCCAAAAGUCUCUGACUUUGGACUGGUGAGACUUUAUCCUACUGAUCAUAGCAUAGUCUCACUGACUGCUGCAAGAGGAACCUUGGGAUAUAUGGCGCCCGAGUUGUUCUACAAAAACAUAGGCGGUGUAUCUUAUAAAGCAGACGUUUAUAGCUUCGGGAUGUUGCUCAUGGAAAUGGCAGGUAGAAGGAAGAACAUAAAUGCAAAUGCCGAACACUCAAGCCAAAUUUAUUUUCCCUUGUGGGUGUAUGACCAAGUCGGUGAAGGAGAAAGUGUUGAAAUGGAAGAAGAAGUAGCAGAAGAGGAAAGGAUGGUGAUGAAAAAGAUGAUAAUAGUCGCACUUUGGUGUAUACAAUUAAAUCCUGAUCAUCGGCCUCCAAUGAGAAAAGCCCUAGAAAUGCUUGAAGGAGAUAUUGGGAAACUUCAAAUGCCUCCAAAACCACUUAUUUACCCACGGGAUGAGCCAGUCAGCAGUGACAAAGCCAAGAUGGAACUAGAAACAUUCUCAACUUCAUCAAGUGCUCACAUAAUUUCCGCUAGUUUUCCUUUUGGAGAUAGCGAUAAUGCUUAGAGUACCAUGCAUAGUUUGAUCGAAAAAAGCUUUGUGUAUUUGUUAUAUGUCCCCACAAUCUAGUAUUUAUGUUGGGAGGGACUUGGGCUAGUUUAGCUCGACAGUGAUUACUUUCGAGAUUGCCUUUUUUUUGCUCUUUGUUAA